AUGGGCAACGCAGGUCUCAAGCAACACAUUGAAACUGCUCAAAAAACGGGAGUACUGAAAGUCUCCCAAGGGAAACUGAACGAAUUUCCCCCUGGGUUCAAGCAAUUGGAGUCUUGCCUUCGAACCCUGGACAUAUCUGAUAACAAAUUUGUUGUCUUGCCCAAUGAAAUAAGCAGGUUCAUGCAACUUAAGCAUCUAAACAUAAGCAAGAACCGCCUGUCAAAAAUACCGGACUGCAUUGGAGCCCUAACAAAACUGGAAACCUUCAAUGCUAGCCACAACAACCUCUUAGGCCUACCAAGAACCAUUUCCAAUCUCAUCCACUUGAAGCAAGUGAACCUUAGUGACAACCAUAUCAAAGACUUUCCACUGAGUUUCUGUGGGCUAAAAUAUCUGGAUGUUCUGGAUUUGAGCAAAAAUGAGAUCACUGCAGUGCCAGCAGAGGUGUCUGGUCUCAACAUAACUGAGCUCAACUUGAACCAGAAUCAGAUUGCUCAAAUAUCAGGACAAAUUGCAGAUUGUCCCAGGUUGAAAACUUUGAGGUUAGAGGAGAACUGUUUGCAGCUGGCUGCUAUACCUACUAGGAUAUUGGCAGAUUCCAAUAUUUCAAAUAUUUCUCUGGAUGGGAAUCUUUUUGAGGCUAAACAGCUGUCAGAUUUGGAAGGGUAUGAGGCUUACAUGGAGAGAUUCACAGCUGUGAAAAAAAAAUUGUUUUGA
Molecule: messenger RNA, 717 nt
Organism: Phaedon cochleariae (mustard beetle)
Lineage: Eukaryota; Metazoa; Arthropoda; Insecta; Coleoptera; Chrysomelidae
Source: the annotation of a GenBank genome assembly